AGAUUUGUUUAUGCUACGACGGCGGUGCUGAGAACAGUUCGAAAUCAGUUGUGAUCGUCAGUGGAGCAGUGCGGUUCGGUUGUCGGUGCGACUGCCUUUGAUACGUCGAGCAUCAGCGCGUUUUUAUUAAUUUUUAUUAAAUAAACACUGCACUUAAAUUAUAUGCAGCGUUAAUUUAACGGCAUUUCAUAUGAUUUAUUGCCUCAAAUUGCAUUUAGACAAUUUACACGAGAAAUAGCAUUUUUUAUUUUUUUUGUUUUUGCUCUAAGUGUGCGACGCGCCGCUUCGUGCUGAGCGUUUGAUUGCCGUUCAUUCGCUUUUAGUGUGAAAAAUUGCUGCAUUCAUCAUCAACGUGAGACUGACAGCGACCGCAACAGUAAUUAUCCGUCAUCAUGGGCAAUUUGACUUCUUCGAGCGCCACGUCGAUGGACAUUAAUCCCAGAAUGGUUGACAAUGAGAACCGCAAUCACAGGCACAGUUACAAUGUCACCGAUCAACUCAGCGAUGACGAAUCGCCCAAUAAUCAUAAUGGCAAUACAAACAGCAGCAGCAACAACAACAACAAUACGAGCAACAUAAUAAUCACACUGCAUAAUGGUCCGAGUAACGGUAAUGGCAUUGGGAAUUCGAAUGUCGAUAUAAAUGGCAGCUCAGUGACCGGCAAUGGCAACAGCAAUGGCGCAGCUAAAGUGCCAGCGCGUACAUAUGAGCCACGCGAAAGGCACAUCAUCACGAAGAACGUCAUUGUUAUUGGUCUAGCAUUUAUGAUACACUUCACAGCGUUCCACGGCACUUCGAAUCUGCAGAGUUCGGUGAAUUCGGACAAGGCGCUGGGCACCACAACGCUCGCUGUCAUUUAUGGUUCGCUGAUUUUAUCCAAUAUUUUUCUACCCAUGACAGUGAUAAGAUGGUUUGGCUGUCAUCUGACUAUGGCUUUGUCAUUCUUCGCCUAUAUGCCGUUUAUUGCUGCACAGUUUUUUCCACGCUUUGAGACGCUGAUACCAGCAGGUUUAAUGGUUGGCUUAGGCGGUGGACCCUUGUGGUGUUCGAAGUGCACUUAUCUCUCAACAGUCGCUGAGGCGCUGACUAAAGUUCGCGGCAAUGAGUCGCGCAAGGAUGUGAAUACCGUGAAAUUCUUUGGACUCUUCUUUAUUUUCUAUCAAAUGGCACAGGUUUGGGGAAAUCUGAUAUCUUCUUCAGUAUUAUCUUUCACUUCUUCCGCCGUUGAGGAGGUGAAUGCCACACUUGAAGCGCUCGUCACGCCUCCACCCUCGGAAAGUAAUGUGGGUGAGAUCUGUGGUGCGCGCUUCUGUCCGGGCAUUGGCGCUGAGGUGAAUCCGAAUUUGACGCCACCCGAACCGGCGCAGAUUCAGCUGCUUACCUCGAUCUUCCUCAUUUGUAUGGCCAUCGCUGUGGUGCUAAUGAUGUUCGGCGUCAACUCGCUGAAACGUUAUGGCGUUCGUCGCAACGACUCCGGCGACGGCUUGUCUGGCUUGCGUUUGCUUACAGUCACAUUAAAUUUAUUGCGCAAGCGUCGCCAACUGCUCAUUUUACCCAUUACAAUGUUUAUUGGCUUGGAGGAAGCCUUCUUGGCCGUGGACUAUACGCGCUCCUUUGUCGCCUGCGGUUGGGGCAUUUCGAAGAUCGGUUUCGCCAUGAUCUGCUUUGGCGUUGCCAACGCCAUCGCGGCUGGCAUUGCCGGCGCUCUGGUCGAGAAAUUGGGUCGCAUCACGCUGUUCGUCGCUUGUGCGCUGCUGAAUGCCUCGCUCUUCGUCUACAUGUUUCUCUAUGAAGCGCGCGAGGGUGAUUAUAUCAUGUAUUGCGCAUUCGCGGCGAUUUGGGGCAUCUGCGAUGGUGUGUGGUUGGUCGUGGUGAAUGCUUUUUAUGGCAUUCUCUUUCCGAACCACCUCAUCGCUGGCUACAGCAACUUCCGUUUGUGGGAAUCGACAGGUUCUGUUAUUGGCUACAUAAUCAGUUCACAGUUGUGCACAUCCACAAAGUUGGUCAUACUGCUAUGUGUGCUGGGCAUCGGUAGUGCAGGUUAUGGCAUCACCGAGUACCGCCUACGCAGAAAGCAAAAAGCUCUGGAGCUUAUGUUAAGUGAUUGAAAAAGCUUUUAAAAUCUUGUUUUUAUUUUAGUAAGAGGAAAAAACGAUUGUGUUAAAGUUUUUUUUAGAAAAAUAAUGUAGAAAUAAUAUUAUUAUUUUUUUUUUAUAAUUUUAAAAAUAAUGGAUUAUAAAACUUAUUUUUUUUUGUGUUAUAGCCGUUGCAGUAACAAAGAUCACUCCAUAAAUGAAUUCUUUAAUAUUUUAUACUACUGAGCUGACAGUUUUUGACCAAAUUUAAAACCACUUCCCUUCCAGCUCGGUAGACCGGUUUGUCGUAGCACCAUACCACCGAGUAUUUAUCUGUUUGAGCGCUUGAAUAAAACUCCAUUUUCCGUUUAUAUUCUUGA
Zeugodacus cucurbitae (melon fly) is the source of this 2455-nucleotide messenger RNA. Its product is annotated as UNC93-like protein. Lineage: Eukaryota; Metazoa; Arthropoda; Insecta; Diptera; Tephritidae. Gene Ontology annotation, biological process: regulation of potassium ion transport; regulation of muscle contraction. Gene Ontology annotation, molecular function: potassium channel regulator activity. The transcript is spliced from 9 exons. The record is from RefSeq and is a predicted model, not a curated record. Gene Ontology annotation, cellular component: plasma membrane; striated muscle dense body. Bases 393 to 2108 code for a protein of 571 amino acids.